AUGCCCCCAGUCAAGCCCCAUGUUUCCUCGGACGUUACAGCUGAAGAACGCAGCUCAGCAAUCGAUUUCGUCAACCGAAACAACCUCAUCAUGGAGCAAUUCCAAGUCGAAGAGAUUCUUGCUCAAGCGGCCGAAGGCGUUGUCUUGAGACACUGGCACGGAACAGUCACUGGUGUCGAUGAAAUGCGAGCGUUCUUCAACACCACAUAUCCCUACAUCAUCCCGGGCGUCAGUCGCCAUGCGACCAAUCACAUUGUCGAACGCGACGAAGAGACGGGUGGUGUGACUGUCCGUUAUCAUGAACAGUGCAUACGAUAUGCCUGGCCGUCGGUUUUUGAGACACAGCUCAAAGGAAAAGAAGGAUCUUUUAUCGAAUCAGACGGGGACUUGCCCCAGAUCUGGAUCUAUAACAUGCAUUAUGAUCGGCUGGUGAUGACGGAGACGGGAUGGAAACUAAGGGAGAGAGUACUUGGUCCAGCUGUUGUAAACCCUCGGAUGGAUCCUAAGAACGCGCCAAAGCCGUAG
Molecule: messenger RNA, 525 nt
Organism: Alternaria alternata
Lineage: Eukaryota; Fungi; Ascomycota; Dothideomycetes; Pleosporales; Pleosporaceae
Exons: 1
Coding region: 1-525 (174 amino acids)
Source: RefSeq, a predicted model, not a curated record